Molecule: messenger RNA, 1795 nt
Organism: Sphaerodactylus townsendi
Lineage: Eukaryota; Metazoa; Chordata; Lepidosauria; Squamata; Sphaerodactylidae
Product: zinc finger protein 501-like
Exons: 2
Coding region: 172-1695 (507 amino acids)
Biological process (GO): regulation of transcription by RNA polymerase II
Cellular component (GO): nucleus
Molecular function (GO): DNA-binding transcription activator activity, RNA polymerase II-specific; RNA polymerase II cis-regulatory region sequence-specific DNA binding
Source: RefSeq, a predicted model, not a curated record
CAGAGUGGGCAUUGCUGGAUCCAGUCCAAAGAGCUCUCUAUGAGGACGUCAUGCUGGAGAACUACGAGAGCGUGGUCUCUCUGGCAGCACACCAAGAGGAGACAGCUGGGGAACUCAAGGAAUUUUUUGUGAAAAAAGCCAAGGAUGAAGAUUCCAAAGGAAAGUUAAACAAUGGAGAUGAACCACAGAGGCAGAAGGGAAGCCCUGCAGACAAGAGAAGGGAUAAGUCUAUUCCGUCCCAAGGUGAAAGCUUCUGUGAAAUUCCAGUCAACCAAAGGAAUGUCAACCAAAGGAAGACAGAACGAAGGCCUUCGUGCUAAUCAGAGAAUCUGUUCCAGGGAGAACAAAAAAGAAAGUAUGCCCUUUGAAAAGACCUUAUGUAAGAACAUUAGUCCUAUUUCUGAGCAAAAAAAUCCCUUCAGAGAGAAACCAUAUUUUUGUGUGAAGUGUGGAAAGAAUUUCAGUCAGAAAUUAGCCUUUUCUUCCCAUCAAAGAAUUCACUCAGGUGAGCAGGUGUUUAAAUCGUUAGAUUGCAAACCAAACCUUGAUAAACUAAUUUCUUGCCAACAGCAAAAUUUCCAUAAACAAAUCCACACAGUGGAUGAAGCGCAUAAGUGCUUGGAAUGUGGGAUGAACUUCUCAGAUCAAAGCCAAUAUGAGAUCUAUUUGGAAAUGCACAGUGGGAAGAAGACCCAUCAGUGCUUGGAAUGUGGCAAGAUUUUCCUUUGCAGAGUAGAGUUCUUUGAACAUCAAAGAACACUUAACGGAGAGAAACCUUAUAGCUGCUUAGACAAUGACAAGAGCUUCUCAGAAAAAUCAGGCCUUUUUCAAUACCGAGGGACUCAUUCAGGAGAGAAUCCGUUAAUCUUCUUAGAAAAGGGAAUGACCUUUUCUGAUAGAAAAAUGGAUAACAUACACAUUCCAAAUCACAGCAUAAUGCAGGCACAUAAAUGCUUUUGGUGCCUAAAGUUCUUCAGCAACAGAUCAAUGCUCCUUGUCCACCAAAGAACCCACACAGGAGACAAACCUUUUGAAUGCUUAGAGUGUGGAAAGAGAUUCGGUCAGAGUAGCAGUCUUCAACAGCAUCAAAGAACUCACACAAAGGAGAGACCUUUUGAAUGCUUAGAGUGUGGAAAGAGAUUCAGUCAGAGUAGCAAUCUUCAACAGCAUCAAAGAACUCACACAAAGGAGAGACCUUUUGAAUGCUUAGAGUGUGGAAAGAGAUUCAGUCAGAGUAGCAAUCUUCAACAGCAUCAAAGAACUCACACAAAGGAGAGGCCAUAUGAAUGCCUAGAGUGUGGAAAGAGAUUCGGUCAGAGUAGCAAUCUUCAACAGCAUCAAAGAACUCACACAAAGGAGAGGCCAUAUAAAUGCCUAGAGUGUGGUAAGAGAUUCCGUCAGAGCAGCAAUCUUCAACAGCAUCAAAGAACUCACAGAGGGGAGAGACCUUUUGAAUGCUCAGAGUAUGGAAAGAGAUUUAGACAGAUUGGUGCUCUUAAAAAGCAUCAAAGAACUCACACAAAGGAGAGAUCCUUUGAAUGCUCUGAGUGUGGAAAGAGAUUCAGUCAGAGUAGCAAUCUUCAAAGGCAUCAUAGAAGUCACACAAAUGAGAGACUGUUCAAAUGCUCCAAGUGUGGAAAGAGGUUCAGACAGAUUGGUGCUCUUAAAAAGCAUCAGAGAACUCACACAAAGUAGAGACCUUUUGAAUGCUCAAGUCGUGGAAAGAGAUUCAAUCAGAAAACAUGUCUUCACCACCAUCAAAGAACCCACACAAAGGUGAGACCCUUUGAGUGCU